UAGAAUAAUUCAAGAAAUAGAUGCAUAAAGGGAUUAAAGUUAAAGGUUGAUUAUUUGACUCAAAAUGAAAAGUUUUUGUUUUGUGUUUUGGUCCAGAUCUCCACCAAUACUCCAUGUGUAAAGAGGACGGGGUUCUCAAUGAGCUCAGCAACCAGGAGGGCAACUCCACUUUAAAAGAAGAGGAACCAGAACCUCUGCAGAUAAAACAGGAACCAGAACCUCUGCAGAUAAAACAGGAGCAAGAAGAACCAGAACCUCAACAGCUCAAAGAGGAAGAGAAGCAACUCGGCAUCAGGCAGGAUGAAGAACAGCUUGUGCUGAAACUGGAGACUGAUGACACUUUGGUGAAUCCUUCUACUGUGCAAAGAAUUCAGAAAGAAACAGAACCACAGAGGAACCAACUCAUCUCUCAUGGUUCUACUGAAGAUGAGAAUCAGGAUCAGGAAGGAAGCAAAUCUGAGGACUCAGGAAAAAAGAGAGAUGAAAAACUGAAAACACACGAGACAGCUCAUCCAGACCAAAAACAAUAUUCUUGUAAAAUCUGUGGUGAAGCCUUUUCUCAAAGCAGUUCCUUGACAACACACGAGAGAACUCAUUCAGACAAGAAACCUUUGACAUGUUCAACCUGUGGAAAAAGUUUCACAAGCAAAUCUCAGUUACUUCGUCACAUUAUGGUUCACACAGGAGAGAAGCCUUUCUCAUGUGUCACCUGUGGAAAAAGUUUCAGAACCAAAGCUGACGUACGUUCUCACAUGAGACGUCACACAGGUGAGAAACCUUUCUCAUGUGUGACUUGUGGAAAAAGUUUCAUAACCAAAGCUAAAUUACUUGAACACUUGAUGAUUCACACAGGUGAGAGGCCUUUCUCAUGUGAGACUUGUGAAGAAAGUUUCAUAACCAAAGUUAAAUUAAUUCGUCACAUGAUGAUUCAUACAGGAGAGAAGCCUUUCUCAUGUGUGACCUGUGGAAAAAGUUUCCCAUGGAAGUCUCAGUUAGUUGUUCACAUAAAGAUUCACACAGGAGAGAAGCCUUUCUCAUGUACAAGCUGUGAAAAAAGAUUUACCAGUAAAGUAAAUGUAACUGAUCACAUGAGGAUUCAUGCAGGUCAGAAGCCUUUCUUAUGUGGGACCUGUGGAAAAAGUUUCGAUCGAAAAGCGAUUCUAACUUCUCACAUGAGAAUUCACACAGGUGAGAUGCCUUUCAAAUGUACAAGCUGUGGGAAAAGGUUCAGAAGCAGAAGUUGUUUAUAUUGGCACAAGAAGACGCAUACAAAUGAGAAGCCUUACUCUUGUGGGACCUGUGGAAAAAGGUUCCGUCGAAAAGGUGGUUUAACUGCUCACAUGAGGACUCAUACAGAUAAGAAACCUUUCUCAUGUGGGACCUGUGGAAAAAGUUACAAACACAAAAGCACUUUAAUUGGUCACAUGCAUACACAUUCAAAUAGGAAUUAUUUCUCAUGUGGGACGUGUGGAAAAGUCUUCUGUUAUCAGAGAAAUUUAACUGAUCACAUGAAGACUCAUACAGGAUGAACAGUAUAAUCUGACACUCCUCUACCAAAACACAAUAUCUCCCGGUUUGGAAGCAGAGUAAUUACAGCUGGGUAACAUUUCUGUAAUGUAGCAGCUUGGAGAAGAAGAGUUUAAAACAGGACGUUUAUCUAAAACGCUAAACUUUCACUUUAUUCUGUCAGUUUUGUCUUUUCAUUUAAAAUGGUUAAAUGAGAUAGUAAGUCUUAUGUAGUUAUGCAUGCAUUUUAAUGUUUUUUUUUGUCUAGUGAGAUAUUAAUAGCGUGUUUAUCUCUGGAAGUAACAAUGGAUUUGAUUUCUUUCAGAUUUAAACUUGUAAAGUUGCUAUUGUAUGUCUAUUCUUUGUACUUAUACUUUGUUUUACUUCAUUAAUUUUGGUUAGUUGAUGUUUGGGUACGCCUUUUCAGGUGCUCUGCAACCAUUUAGAGAACAUGCAAAAGCUUGGUAUCUUUAUGAAGACAAGCUAAAUUUUCUAUUUUUGCAUUAAAAAAUACUUUAAAUCUAAGUAGUUUGUCAUUAUGUUUGUAACACAAAAAAUUUGAAAACAAUUUGUUAUUCUAAUAUACUUUUUCAUCACUUUCCCCUGAGUUUCUGAUUCAGGGAGAAAAUACUGUUUGUAUUAUGGCAACAAUUCAGAUGUUGCUGAAUUUUGCUAAGUUAUGAUUAAACCCGAGAUGUUUUCCCUUUUUUGUUAAAACAGCUGCAUUGACUUUAUUGUUAAUUUUACUCUAAACUUAAGUUAUUUUUACCCAUGUGAUUUUCUUUUAGUUUUUUAUCUGUAACUCUUUGUUUGAGAAGGUUUUUAUUUUUUUAGGAUAUUGGAAAAUGUAUUGGUGAUAUAGAUUCAAUUUCAGACAGAAUUGUGACUUUCAGAAUCUUUCUGUAUAAUUUUUAGAU
This is a messenger RNA of Poecilia latipinna (sailfin molly), 2423 nucleotides long. Its product is annotated as gastrula zinc finger protein XlCGF8.2DB-like. The transcript is spliced from 2 exons. Gene Ontology annotation, biological process: regulation of transcription by RNA polymerase II. Gene Ontology annotation, molecular function: DNA-binding transcription repressor activity, RNA polymerase II-specific; RNA polymerase II cis-regulatory region sequence-specific DNA binding. The coding region runs from base 114 to 1529 and encodes 471 amino acids. Lineage: Eukaryota; Metazoa; Chordata; Actinopteri; Cyprinodontiformes; Poeciliidae. Gene Ontology annotation, cellular component: nucleus; nucleoplasm. The record is from RefSeq and is a predicted model, not a curated record.